AUGGCGAACCCAAUCCCGACGGCGAACGUCGCCCUAGGCAUGACGGCGGACUCCGAGGCGGCUUCGACGCCGCAGUCCUCGAACCUCCACGUCGACGAAACGAACCAAGACGGACAGCGAGUCACCGUCUUGAAGGACAGUCAUAACAACAUCGUUUAUCCUUCAUACGUACCCCCUGAGAUCGACUCGCCCCCCGACGCUCUAUCGCCGCGAUCCGCCAACGGCCCGCCUGCGGAAGCGGCUCGGCCCCAGAAGACGACCUCAGAUCCCGCGGCUCUCGAACAGCCCAAGUCGCCCGCCUCAAACGACGGCCGUGAACGCCCUGCCAUGGGCCAGAAGUCAAGGACGGAAGCACCUGGCCGCAGGCCGGUCCCAAGAGCCGGCCCCCAGCGGGCGGGGACGUCGUACUUGAACAGGGCUAUUUGGCAGGCCAACACUCAAGAUUCGGACACCACGAGCUCUUCGAGCGAUUCUUCCGACGACGAAGACUCGACGCCAGCCGAGAGAAAGGCCGCGCAAGAAAAAGCAAAAGCCCGACGCCAACAAGAUACCGAGGAUCGAUAUCGCCGGUUCCGCGUCGGCAACGACGACUACAACACCAAAGGCAGAGUCAAGAGAGACGGACGUCUGAGAAUCUCGGUCAAGGAAACGGCGAACACGGGGUACUUGGCCAAGGCUCUCGGACAGGCCGUCAAACGGGUCGUGCCACUUCACGAGGGCGAAGGCGAUGGAGACGACCGACGCCCCGACAUUUCUCGUCUCUCGUCCACGACGACGGCUACUGCGGACCGCGAACCUAAGCCGAAGUUGAACAUCGUCAUCAUGGUCAUUGGCUCGCGUGGCGACGCGCAGCCGUUCCUGAAGAUCGGCAAGAUCCUGAAGGAGGACUACGGGCAUCGAGUGCGCAUCGCGACUCACCCGGCGUUCCGCGAGUUCGUCGAGAAGGAUUCCGGCCUCGAGUUCUUCUCUGUCGGCGGCGACCCGUCUGAACUGAUGGCCUUCAUGGUGAAGAACCCAGGCAUGAUUCCCACCCUCGACGCCGUCAAGGCCGGAGACAUCGGGCGACGGAGGUCGGCCAUGGCGGAGAUGUUUGAGGGUUUCUGGAGAGCCUGUAUCAACGCUACGGACGAUGAGAAGGACGUCCACAACGCCAAGAUGAUGGGAGAAAGGGAUCCCUUCAUCGCGGACGCCAUCAUCGCCAACCCGCCGAGUUUCGCCCACGUCCACUGCGCCGAAGCCCUCGGCAUCCCUCUGCACCUAAUGUUUACUUUUCCCUACACCCCCACGCAGGCCUUCCCCCACCCAUUGGCGAGUAUCAAGAAGUCAAAUGUGGAUCCCGGAUACACCAAUUUCAUCUCCUACCCUCUGGUCGAGAUGAUGGUUUGGCAGGGGUUGGGCGAUCUGGUCAACGACUUUCGAGUGAAAACCUUGGGCUUGGACCCCGUUUCGACUCUCUGGGCCCCUGGUGCGACUUAUCGACUGCACGUCCCCUUCACUUACCUCUGGAGCCCUGGUCUCGUCCCGAAGCCUCAGGAUUGGGGAGAUGAGAUUGAUGUUUCCGGUUUCGUCUUCCUCGACUUGGCAUCGUCCUUCGAGCCGCCCAGCGACUUGGAAAAGUUCCUCGAUGCUGGUGACGCGCCCAUCUAUAUUGGCUUUGGCUCUAUCGUCGUCGAUGACGCCGAUCGUUUCACCCAGAUGAUCUUCGAUGCCGUCAAGAUGGCAGGAGUCCGCGCUCUAGUGUCCAAAGGGUGGGGAGGGCUGGGAGGAGACGAGAUGGACGUGCCAGACAACAUCUUCAUGCUCGAGAAUACCCCUCACGACUGGCUAUUCCCACGCGUCAAGGCCUGUGUGAUUCACGGCGGCGCGGGAACCACCGCCAUUGCCCUGAAGUGCGGGAAGCCGACCAUGAUCGUCCCGUUCUUUGGAGACCAGCACUUCUGGGGCAGCAUCCUGUCGAACUGCUCAGCAGGCCCCGAGGCGGUACCGUACAAAAGCCUCACCGCUGAGAAGCUCGCCGAGGGCAUCGAGUACUGCCUGACGGAAGAGGCUCAAGAGGGAGCCGCCAAGGUUGCCAAGGACAUUGAGCUGGAGGGCGACGGCGCGAAGAAUGCCGUGCGCUCGUUCCACCGCCAUCUCAAUCUCCAGGGACUGAACUCCAUGCGCUGCUCCGUGCUCAGGGACCGGGCCGCGGUGUGGACGCUGAAGAAGACGAACAUCAAGCUCAGUGCCCUCGCCGCAGAUAUCAUUGUCGAAGAGGGGCAGAUUUCGUGGAAGAAACUCAGGCUACUGCGCCACAUGGAGUGGAACGAUUUCGAGGGCCCCGGCGAGCCGGUGACUGGUGUCGCAGGGUCCAUCGCGGGUACCGUGGGCAAUGUUUUCGGUGGUAUCGGCAGUGUCCCCUACAAGAUAGCAAAGACAUCUCAGAAACGAAAGGAAAAGAAGGAGAAGAAGAAGAAGCUCAAGAUGCUAAGAGAGAAGCGCACCGCAGCCAAGGGCCAGAACCCGCAAGCCAACGGGGAUCUCCACCAGCACGCGGAAACCAACAACGAGCCACCAAAGGCCCUCAACAAGAAAGAGGGCGACGAUGACGGCAAGAAAGACGACAAGAAAAAGGAAAACCAGGAACAGAACGGGAAGACGAAGGAAGAAAACAAGGACGCGCAGGCAAACGGCAACGCAUCCUCCGGGAGACCGGGACAAGGCGACCGCCGCGACACAAUGUCCUCGGUCGAAACCGCCACCACCGUCGACAACCCCGUCGAGGACUACGCCACGGGGGUCGGCGAGGGCGUCGGCAAAACGGCCACCGCCAUCGCCCGCGCACCCGUCGACCUCUCCAUGGCCCUCGCCCAGGGCUUCCACAACGCCCCGCGCCUCUACGGCGACGACACCGUCCGCCGCCCGCCCCGCGUCACGGGCAUCCGCUCCGGCCUCAAGGCCGCCGGCAAGGAGUUCGCCUUCGGCAUCUACGACGGCACCACCGGCCUCGUCCGCCUCCCCGUCCGCGGCGCCAAGAAGGACGGCGUCAAGGGCUUCGUCAAGGGCACCGGCAUGGGCGUCACCGGCUUCGUCCUCAAGGACCUCAGCGCCAUCAUCAGCCCCUUCGGGUACACCCUCAAGGGCAUCGUCAAGCAGACGGAGCGCCGCAAGCAGCCCGACCGCGUCGUCCGCCGCGCGCGCAUCAUGCAGGGCCAGCGCGAGAGGCGGCAGCUGGGCGACCGCAAGCGGGACGUCGACCAGCAGGUCAUCACGGGCUGGCUGACGAUCCGCGAGCUGAUGGACGCCCUCGAGGCCGAGGAGAAGAAAAAGGGCAUCGCGGGCCGCCUGUCGUCCAAGAAGCAGCGCGUCAACCACGCCGUCUUCGAGAGCGUCGACAUCGCCGAGCGCACCCUCGCCGCCAUCCGCAAGGGCGAGGACAUCAGCAAGAUCGUCGGCACCGAGAAGGAGCUCCGCAAGACGGACGAGAAGCAGAAGAGCCCCGCCACCCGGCACAGCAUCGACACGCGCCGGUCCGACGAAAACGGGAGCGGGAAACAGGGCCGCGAGUCCGCGGAGAAUUCGAGGGGGAGCAAGGACGGCAACAACGCCCUUGUGGAGGACACGCAGGGCGAGGAGGAGGCGGAGGCGGCGGCGCAGCAGGGGUCGAGCGUUGAUCGCCCGAGGAGGUCGCUACAGGCCUAG
This is a messenger RNA of Colletotrichum karsti, 3681 nucleotides long. RefSeq lists its product as uncharacterized. The coding region runs from base 1 to 3681 and encodes 1226 amino acids. The record is from RefSeq and is a predicted model, not a curated record. Gene Ontology annotation, molecular function: hexosyltransferase activity; UDP-glycosyltransferase activity. NCBI's taxonomy places the organism in Eukaryota, Fungi, Ascomycota, Sordariomycetes, Glomerellales, Glomerellaceae. The transcript has a single exon. Gene Ontology annotation, biological process: carbohydrate metabolic process.